UAUUUCACCAUUUACCAGGCACGGGCAGUGAAAACCUCUCCAGUCGUGUGCCUGGCAGCCUAGCUGCACACAGACUAAGUGUACAGGGAGGUGCUGUGAUUUUUGAUUUUUAGACUUCAGUUGGACCUCUAUAAAGGUUCCGGUCAUGGGUUAUCAGUUGAUCUUCAUUGGGCUCACAGCUCUGUUCAAUGCAGCCUGUGCCCAAAAUCAUCAGUACUACUUUGUGAACACACCAAGAACUUGGAAAAAGGCUCAGGCUGUCUGCAGACAUAACUACACUGACCUGGCUACAAUAACAAACAUAGAUGAUAUUGCUGCUGUUGUCAACACCACCGCAAGUUAUACAGGCAAGACGUGGAUAGGUCUAUAUGAUGACGUGAUAAACGGCUGGAAAUGGUCUCAAUCUAACAGCAGCUUCUAUGGUGACGGACAGACAACUUAUAGGAACUGGUAUCCUGGAUACCCAAACAACUAUGCAGCCCAACAGCAAUGUGUCACCAUAUAUAAUUACGACUAUUUAGGCAGGUGGAUGAACUAUCCUUGCAACUACCAACUACCUUUUGUGUGCUAUAAUGGUAAGUUUUUACACCUUUAACAAAGAAAAUGUGUUUGUAUCAUUUCAU
Molecule: messenger RNA, 623 nt
Organism: Nothobranchius furzeri (turquoise killifish)
Lineage: Eukaryota; Metazoa; Chordata; Actinopteri; Cyprinodontiformes; Nothobranchiidae
Source: RefSeq, a predicted model, not a curated record